UCAUGUGAUGUCUUAUCGUACAAAAUGGUGUCGAAUGUAAACACCGGUGUUUUCUUCCUCCUUGUAAAGUUAAUGCUAUGUUCUUCACGAAAUCUUCAAGCGACUAUUAAUCCAACAAUAGGAGCACCAUGGCCAAUGCCACAGAAAUAUACACCUACAGGCAACGUGUAUGCGAUAGAUAGAUCAAGUUUUAGGUUCGAAGCGACUGGCGAAACCUGUGAUAUCCUUACCUCAGCGUUUGCAAGAUAUAGACAAAUAAUAUUCGGCACAACUAUUAAAUUUCAACCACAACAUGGGUCAGACAACGGAAACGCGUUGACAACUGCAUCAGUUAAAGUUAAGUCAGAAUGUGAAAAAUUUCCAAGUUUGGAAUCGGACGAAUCUUACGAUCUCGUUGUCAGUGCAUCUGGUAUUUCUAUUAAUGCCAAUGAAGUCUGGGGUGCUCUCAGAGGACUGGAAACAUUUAGUCAACUUAUAGUUAGACGUAGUCUUCAGUAUUUCAUUAAUGGAACAACUAUCACAGACUUUCCUAGAUUUCAGCAUCGUGGAAUGUUGAUAGAUACAUCUAGACAUUUUUUAUCUGUUGACGUCAUCAAGGAACAUAUAGAGGCUAUGGCUCAGAACAAGUUUAAUGUAUUACAUUGGCACAUUGUGGACGACCAAUCUUUUCCUUAUACAAGUGCAGCAUUUCCUGAAAUGAGCCAAAAGGGAUCUUAUCCAGGAUCUGGCCAUAUAUACACAGCUUCUAAUGUUUUGGACAUUAUUGGUUUUGCAAGAAUGAGGGGGAUUCGUGUCAUACCAGAGUUUGAUACUCCAGGACAUACUCAAUCAUGGGGAAAGGGUAUACCAGAUUUAUUGACGAAAUGUUACAGUAAGGGUGUAUUUGAUGGUAACUAUGGACCAGUAGACCCAUCUAAGAAUAGUACUUAUACUUUCUUGGAGACAUUUUUCGGUGACGUAGCAAACACCUUCCCAGAUCAAUAUAUCCAUCUUGGUGGUGAUGAAGUUUCAUUUGGAUGUUGGCAGAGUAACCCAGAUAUAACAACAUUCAUGUCAAAAAUGAGUUUUGGAACAAGUUAUUCAAAACUGGAACAAUAUUACAUGCAGAAUUUGUUAAAUAUCAUUGGUAAAAAGUUAAACAAAGGAUACCUUAUAUGGCAAGAAGUAAUAGACAAUGGAGCUAUGGUACAACCAGAUACAGUUGUAGAGGUUUGGAAGGGUGGAUAUGUAGAAGAACUUGCCAAAAUAACUAAGCUAGGAUAUAAAACAUUGCUAUCAUCUUGUUGGUACUUGAACUACAUAUCAUAUGGUGAUGACUGGAGAAAAUAUUAUGCUUGUGAUCCACAACAAUUUAACGGUACUGAUGAACAGAAGAAAUUAAUUAUUGGUGGUGAAACCUGUAUGUGGGGUGAAUUUGUUGAUGACACCAACUUGAUUGCUAGAUUUUGGCCAAGAGCAGCUGCAGUAGGUGAACGUUUAUGGAGUGAUAUGUCUUUAAAAAAUACAGCCGAGGCAGCGCCAAGGCUUGAAGAACAUAGAUGUAGAAUGGUCAGUCGAGGAUUUGCUGCUGAACCUAUUAAUGGACCCGGAUACUGUCCAGAAGAAUACCCCAUGUUUUAAUCUUUACCAAUCAUGACAAUCAUUUAAUAUCCAAAAAAUCCAAAACUAGAGAUAUAAUUAGGUAGCUACAUCAGCACAUUCCAUUUAUAAUACAGAGUUUCCAUAUCUUGUGUGUAAUGUGUUGCACAAUCUUUCAGGAAUAUAUCUUUAUCUAUACAGUUUUAAUUUAAAUAAUUUAGUCAUAAUACUUAAUUAUUAUUAAAAGUAGUGUUUAUUCAAUGAUAUGUUUGAAUCUUUUAAUUAAAAUUUAUUAAUUAUACAUUUGUACUUUAGGCUAGCAUAAUAUUAAAAAGCAUUUGUUGACAUGUAUUUUUGUUAUAUUUUGUUCUGAAUUGUUAUUUUGUUUUUGUUUAUUGGCACUUUAUUUAUUGUACGAGGACAUGGUCAAAUGAAAAGCACCAGUUCUACAAGCAAUGUCAAAGCAUAUGAUAACAUAAGUCUUUCAUGCAAUUCCAAGGUUGUUUCAACUUAUUUUCCUCAUAACCUUGUUGGAAUAUCUGUAACUAAAAUAACUAUACAGUUGUCUCAUCGGUUCUGAUAGCCAUUGUAUGAAAAUAAGAAUGAAAAUUGUAUCAACUUCAAGAAGAGUGUGAACAGUUCCAUGAAUACGAAAAAUAUCUCCUGCUAUGCAUGAAUCAUCCAAUAUCUCAUUAGAAUGGAGUCAUUUCUAUAACAAGUUCAGUCAGGAUCAUGGCAGAACUGGUUAUAUAGUCGGAUAGAUGACAUAGGAGAUAUGUUUGUUUGAUCUCUUAAGUUAGUAAGGGACGACCAUUUGAUACUUAUUUGAGGCAGAAGGAUGUUGAAAAUAAGUAACCACACAUUGCAAUUGUCAAAUAUCAAAAGCAUUUCAAAGUCAGCUUGAAAAUAUCUAAGCAUACAAAAUGUGGGCAAUACCGGUAGUUGUUCCUGAAAAAUAAAAGUAAAAUAUUUUAAUGCAGCAUUGUCUCCAAAAAAUAAAUACAUUUUCAUUGCAAUGAUUGAAAUUAAGUAUUUCUGUUAAAAAAAACUCCUCCUAACCCCUCCUCGAAAUUAUGAAAAUGGUCGUCCCCAAAUAAACAACCAAUUCAUGAAAAUGCCACAAUGUAAUGUGAUGACAUCGGUAUAAUAAAUACUGCACACUUUUGUCGUUUUGUCCAAAUGCUUUUGUCUGUGUAUGAUGUAAGCAUGCUUAUGUAUAUGCCUUAUGUGUAUUGUAUGUCUUGUCUUUGUUUUUAUACGACCGCAAAAAAAUUUUUGUGGUCGUAUAUUGGUAUGACGUUGGCGUCGUCGUCGUCGUCCGGCGUUGUCGUCGUCGUCGUCGUCCGGCGUCGUCCGAAGACACAUUGGUUUUCGCACUCUAACUUUAGUUUAAGUGAAUGGAUCUUUAUGAAAUUUUACCACAAGGUUCAAUACCACAAAAGGAAGGUUGGGAUUGAUUUUGGGGGUUAUGGUACCAACAGUUAAGGAAUUAGGGGCCAAAAAGGGGCCAAAAAUAAGCAUUUUUGUAACUUCCAGACAUAACUUGUGUGUUAGUGUAUGGAUCUCUCUGACAUUGUACCACAAGGUUCCAUAUCACUAAAGGAAUGCUGGGAUUGAUUUUGGGGGUAAUUGCCUCCAAAUUUUAGGAAUUAGGGGCCAAAAAAGGGGCAAAAAACAAGCAUUUUUCUAGUUUCAUGACAAUAACUUGUGUGUAAGUGUAUGGAUCUUUCUGAAAUUGUACUACAAGGUUCCAUAUCACAAAGGGAAAGCUGGGUUUGAGUUUGGGGGUAAUUGCCCUAAACGUUUAGGAAUUUGGGGCCAAAAAGGGGCCAAAAAUAAGCAUUUUUUUCUAGUUUCCAGACAAUAACUUGUGUUCAAGUGUAUGGAUCUCUCUGAAAUUGUACUGCAAGGUACCAUACCACAAAGGGAAGGCUGGGAUUGAGUUUGGGGGUAAUGAAUCAUAAUGGGGGUUCAAAAAAUUUUGGGGGGGAUUUAUUUUUUUUCCUUUUUUUUCUUUUUUUCCUUUUUUGUUUCUUUUAAAAUUUUCCAUUUUAAGUUGGUUAUUUCUGAUUUAUAUUUAAAAUCAAAUAAUAAUGAUAUGGUAGGAGAUACACACCAAACAGGAUGUGUAAAUUAUUAUAUAAUAAGUAUUGUGCAAUAGCAAGAAAUUUUCAAUUGCACAGUAUUGCACAAUAGCAAGAAAUCUUCAAUUGCACAGUAUUGCGCAAUAGCAAGAAAUCUUCAAUUGCACAGUAUUGCGCAAUAGCAAGAAAUAUCCAAUAGCACAAUAUUGCGCAAUAGCAAGAAAUUGUCAAUUGUACAGUAUUGCGCAAUAGCAAGAAAUAUUUAAUAGCACAGGAUUGUGCAAAAGAAGAUACUUCCUAUAAAUUGCUUAUUUCUUGACCAAUUUCAAUGGGGUUUUAUUCUUGAUUUCAUGGGGUUCUUUAAUAUGCUGAAUCUAACCGUGUAUUUAGUUUUUGGAUUUUGGGCCCUGUUUUUAAAUUGGUCCACAUUGAGGUCCAAAGGGUCCAAAAUUAAACUUUGUUUGAUUUCAUCAAAAAUUGAAUUAUUGGGGUUCUUUGAUAUGCCGAAUCUAACUGUGUAUUUAGAUUCUUAAAUUUUGGUUCCGUUUUCAAAUUGGUCUACAUUAAGGUCCAAAGGGUCCAAAAUUAAACUUAGUUUGAUUUUAACAAAAAUUGAAUUCAUAGGGUUCUUUGAUAUGCUGAAUCUAAACAUGUAUUUAGAUUUUUGAUUAUGGGCCCAGUUUUCAAGUUGGUCCAAAUCGGGGUCCAAAAUUAAACUUUGUUUGAUUUCAACAAAAAUUGAAUAUAUGGGGUUCUUUGAUAUGCUGAAUCUAACCAUGUAUUUAGAUUUUUGAUUUUUUGGGCCCCGUUAUCAACUUUGUCCACAUUGAGGUCAAAAGGGUCCAAAAUUAAACUUUGUUUGAUUUCAUCAAAAAUUGAAUUAUUGGGGUUCUUUGAUAUGCCGAAUCUAACCAUGUAUUUAGAUUCUUAAUUUUUGGUUCCGUUUUCAAAUUGGUCUACAUUAAGGUCCAAAGGGUCCAAAAUUAAACUUAGUUUGAUUUUAACAAAAAUUGAAUUCUUAGGGUUCUUUGAUAUGCUGAAUCUAAACAUGUAUUUAGAUUUUUGAUUAUGGGCCCAGUUUUCAAGUUGGUCCAAAUCGGGGUCCAAAAUUAAACUUUGUUUGAUUUCAACAAAAAUUGAAUAUAUGGGGUUCUUUGAUAUGCUGAAUCUAACCAUGUAUUUAGAUUUUUGAUUUUUGGGCCCCGUUAUCAACUUUGUCCACAUUGAGGUCAAAAGGGUCCAAAAUUAAACUUUGUUUGAUUUCAUCAAAAAUUGAAUUCUUGGGGUUCUUUGAUAUGCUGAAUCUAACCAUGUAUUUAGAUUUUGGAUAUUGGACCAUAAUAGGUGAAUGUCCAAUUUAAAAUUUUUAAGUUCUUAGACCACAUUCAAUCUGUGUUAGAAACCUAUGCUGUGUCAAAUAUUUAAUCACAAUCCAAAUCCAAAGCUGUAUCAAGCUUGAAUGUUGUGUCCAUACUUCCCCCAACUGUUCAGGGUUCGACCUCUGCGGUCGUAUCAAGCUGCGCCCUGCGGAGCAUUUUAUUUAUGUAUUGUUAAUGUUGGUGUAAAAGAUGACAUUAGAUAUUGUUUUGUCUAUGCUUUAACAUGUCCGACUUUAAAUAAAGCUUUUGUAAAGUA
Molecule: messenger RNA, 5297 nt
Organism: Mytilus californianus (California mussel)
Lineage: Eukaryota; Metazoa; Mollusca; Bivalvia; Mytilida; Mytilidae
Product: beta-hexosaminidase subunit beta-like
Exons: 12
Coding region: 25-1620 (531 amino acids)
Biological process (GO): carbohydrate metabolic process; glycosaminoglycan metabolic process; ganglioside catabolic process
Cellular component (GO): membrane
Molecular function (GO): beta-N-acetylhexosaminidase activity
Source: RefSeq, a predicted model, not a curated record